UUCUCUUAAGAGUUUUUUUGUUUCAAUUUCAAUGGAGUGGGUUCGAGGAGAAACAAUCGGAUUCGGAACUUUUUCUACCGUCAGUGUAGCGACAAAUACUAGAGACUCCGGCGACAUCCCGGCGAUCAUGGCCGUGAAGUCGUCAGUUUCUUACGGCGCCGCUUCGCUUUCGAACGAGAAAUCGGUGUUGGAUUCACUCGGCGAUUGCCCUGAGAUCGUACGAUGUUACGGUGAGGAUCUAACGGUGGAGAACGGAGAAGUGAUGCAUAACUUGUUGUUAGAGUACGCUUCAAGAGGAAGCUUAGCGACUCAUGUUAAGAAACUUAGCGGUGAGGGUUUACCGGAGUCUACCGUACGCCGCCACACAGGAUCGGUGCUUCGAGGGUUACGUCACAUCCACGCAAAAGGGUUUGCUCACUGCGAUAUAAAACUCGGGAAUAUUCUGUUAUUCAACGACGGCGCCGUUAAGAUUGCCGAUUUCGGGUUGGCGAGGAGAGUUGACGGAGAUUUAACGCCGUUAAAAAAAGGUGUGGAGAUUAGAGGGACGCCGUUAUAUAUGGCGCCGGAAUCUGUUAAUGAAAACGAGUAUGGAUCAGCGGCUGACGUGUGGGCGUUAGGAUGUGCUGUAGUUGAGAUGUUUAGUGGCAAAACGGCGUGGAGUGUUAAAGAAGGAUCACACUUCAUGUCGCUUUUGAUACGUAUCGGUGUUGGUGAUGAGUUACCGAAGAUUCCAGAGAUGUUGUCGGAAGAAGGAAAAGACUUUUUGUCGAAGUGUUUUGUUAAAGAUCCUGAGAAAAGAUGGACGGCUGAGAUGCUUUUAAACCAUUCGUUCGUAGCCAUUGAUCUUGAAGAUGAUCACCGAGAAGACUUCGUUGUGAAGUUUAAGGAAGAGGAAAAAGUAUUGAUGUCUCCAAAGUGUCCUUUUGAGUUUCAUGAUUGGGAAUCUUCUACAUCGGAUUCACACACGUCGUUGGAUUCUCCGGUGGAGAGACUUGGGAGUUUGACAAGUAGUUCGAGCCCUGAUUGGUCUGUCGACGGGAGUUGGGUCACGGUCCGGUGACGGGAGUGGUAUAAAAACAGAGGAAAACAGAGUUGAAGGCAAAGGCUAGGUUUUUUUUGUUACACCUAGUUUUAGACCCAAGUUUAUCGAUUCUUAUUUGUAUUCUUUAUGUGUUAUCGAUUUGUUAAUACAAUUCAUUGUAGUUU
Messenger RNA from Arabidopsis arenosa, 1206 nucleotides. NCBI's taxonomy places the organism in Eukaryota, Viridiplantae, Streptophyta, Magnoliopsida, Brassicales, Brassicaceae. The record is from the annotation of a GenBank genome assembly.